AUGGUAUUUUCUUUCUUGCAGUUGUCAGAGCUUGUGAAUGUAGAAGGCUAUAGUGAUUGGAUACGUCUGGUAGCAGAGUUCACGUUGAAGUCUUUGCAAUCUUGGCAGUGGGCAAGCAGCAGUGUAUACUACCUUUUAGGGCUGUGGUCCAGGCUGGUAACAUCUGUACCAUACUUGAAGGGUGAUGCCCCAAGCUUGCUCGAUGAAUUUGUGCCGAAGAUCACUGAAGGUUUUAUCACAUCAAGGUUUGAUUCAGUGCAGGCUGGAUUCCCGGAUGACCUUUCUGAGAAUCCACUCGACAAUGUUGAGCUUCUUCAGGAUCAUCUCGAUUGUUUUCCAUAUCUUUGCAGAUUUCAGUAUGAAAGCAGUAGCAUGUUUAUUAUAAACAUUAUGGAGCCUAUUCUACAAAUAUACACGGAAAGAGCACAGGUCAAGACAGGUGAUAAUAAUGUUGAACUAUCUGUGAUUGAAGCCAAGCUUGCUUGGGUCGUGCAUAUAAUUGCUGCUAUCCUGAAAAUAAAACAGAGUACUGGUUGCAGCUCGGAUACACAAGAAGUAGUGGAUGCAGAACUUUCAGCUCGGGUUUUGCGUUUAAUAAAUGUCACUGACAGUGGUCUUCACAGUAAG
This is a messenger RNA of Ilex paraguariensis (yerba mate), 627 nucleotides long. Lineage: Eukaryota; Viridiplantae; Streptophyta; Magnoliopsida; Aquifoliales; Aquifoliaceae. The record is from the annotation of a GenBank genome assembly.